AUGGAGAAUUCCGGCAUGCCGAACGCCUACCACCCGGCCGGCUCUGGCACCCAGCGUGUCCCGCAGCCUUUCCAGCCACCCAACGGCUACGCCAACCUUGGUCAACUUUCCGUGCCUCCCUUCACUCCGGGCCCUGACCCGUCACCCAGGGUCAUUCCGGCUUCGUUGCUGCAUGGCCCGUACGCUGCUGGCUACUACACGUACACCCCCGGUCCCCAGCCUCAGUACCAGUACCAUCCGGCGUACAACCAUACCUAUCCGCGCCAGCACAACUACGUCUACCCUCAGCCCCCGACAACCUUCAUGCCCCCGUACCAGAACAUGCUCUACGGUACGAGCGGAUCCCCUCCUUGCACUCAGGCCGCUCCGCUCGGCGCCAGUUGCACUGCUGAAGACAAGACACCCGCGCCCCGACUCGGCAUGAGCAGUCCCAUGCUCAAGCGUGACCAUAUCCAAAAGAGUACCCGGAUUGACAACCCUAACCACGCCAAUCUUAGUAACUCCCGAUUGUUCGAUGGGAGCCGUAACCCUGAGGACGCCGCCGAUCAUGUCAAGAAGGAUCCGUUGAAGCAGCCCAAGGCCACGUUCAAGGAGGCACUCAAGUCGAAUGACGUGAUUUUGAAGAGGGCCGACAAGCUAUUCAAAGACAACGUCCCCUCCAAGGUCACUGGAAGGCCCUUCAACCUCCCACGUGCCCCGACUUUUGAUGAGUUCGAGAAGGCGAGGGUCAAGUGUGACAAGAAAUUGGACCUUCUCAACGAGAGAUUGAAGAAGGUUAGGCUUAACACGACGACGGGCGUCGCACCGGGCAAGCACACUCCAGUCAAAACCGCUUUGCCUACGAGCGCACCCAAGAAUCUUGCGCCCAAGGAACAUACGAGUGAGGCGAACAAUCCCAACCUCACCGCGACCUACGAGAAAGAUGCAGGCACACCGAAGCCCCUCUUCCAACCCGUCGUCACCGCUCCCGGCAUGAGCACCCACGCCGAUCUCUACCGCGCCAUGCUCACGCCGCCGCGCACGCGCGCCUGCGCCCCCAAAUCCGCGUCCCACCUCCUCCGCAAGGAAGAGGAGCUCAACUUCGGCGCUUACGAGGCCGCGUCGUGCGGCCAGCGGGCCGGCAGCUCCCCGGACAGCUCGAGCUGUGCGGGAAUCGCCACGCCCAAGGAGCCGCUGGUGUUCGAGCUCGAGGACGCCUUCUUCGACAUGCUCGGCGACUUGAACUGGUGGCAUACGGUCUGGGUCAGGGGUUCUCUGACGCAACGUGCUGCCAUGAGGGCGAAGAUGGAGGAGAUUGUGCAGAUUGGGACCAGAAUCUAUGAAGCCCGCGACUAG
Diplodia corticola is the source of this 1335-nucleotide messenger RNA. RefSeq lists its product as uncharacterized. The transcript has 2 exons. The record is from RefSeq and is a predicted model, not a curated record. Lineage: Eukaryota; Fungi; Ascomycota; Dothideomycetes; Botryosphaeriales; Botryosphaeriaceae. Bases 1 to 1335 code for a protein of 444 amino acids.